Thunnus maccoyii (southern bluefin tuna) is the source of this 3679-nucleotide messenger RNA. RefSeq names its product SAFB-like, transcription modulator (gene sltm). Gene Ontology annotation, cellular component: nucleus. Gene Ontology annotation, molecular function: sequence-specific DNA binding; RNA binding. Gene Ontology annotation, biological process: regulation of transcription by RNA polymerase II; regulation of mRNA processing. The record is from RefSeq and is a predicted model, not a curated record. NCBI's taxonomy places the organism in Eukaryota, Metazoa, Chordata, Actinopteri, Scombriformes, Scombridae. The transcript is spliced from 20 exons. Bases 34 to 3081 code for a protein of 1015 amino acids.
CGCGCGCGCACGAGUCAGUAAUCUUGAGGUAAAAUGGCGUCGGGUGCCAUUUCCACGGAGUCAAAGAAAAUAUCAGAAUUAAGAGUUGUUGACCUUAAAUCCGAGCUUAAACGAAGGAAUUUGGACACCUCGGGUGUAAAGAGCGUUCUUCUUGCAAGACUUAAACAGGCAAUUGAGGAUGAAGAUGGUGACCCUGAAAACAUUCAAAUCCACCUUUCAACUGACACCCCCCCUCGUAAAGGCGGAAAAACUAAAGGGAAAAAAGCGGAUUCAGACGCAGACACCACGUCGGAAGAUGUGUUUUCCAAGGAAACCGAAGAGUAUGAAUCAGAAAAAGAUGUAACUGAUACAGAUGAUGGUACUCGUGAAAAUUCUAAGCCUGCACCCAGUGAGGACAGCCUUGCUCAGCCUGAGGCUGAGGCCCUUGCUGAGGCCGAACCAGAGUCAGAAGCUAUGGUGGCUGAGGCUGACUCAGAGCCAGAGGUGGAUGCUGAGGAUGAGCCAGACGUGGAUGCUGAGGCUGAGCCAGAGGUCGACGCAGAUGCUGAGCCAGAGGUGGAUGAGGAUGCAGACCCUGAGAUGGAUGAGGAGGCUGAGCCAGAGGUGGAGAGCGAACUGGCUGAGAUGGAUGCUGAAGCCAUGAAUUCCUCUAAAGAAGCUGAGGACGAUCACCUAUCCGUCUCAAUCCAAAAUGAAGAUGCCAUCACCCUAGAUGUUGAUGGGGACGAUCUCCUGGAAACAGGUAAACAUGUGAAACUUCCAGAUCCAGAGGCAGAGAAAGGCACUGAUGAGCCAGAGGCCUCUGCUGAGACGGGCCCAGAUGAUGACAUGAAGGCGGAAGAGACGGAGGGCCACAAAGAUGGUAAGAAAGAUGAUGGAUCCAGGGGUGAGCCCACGAAGAAAGACAGCAGAGAGGCCUUGAAGAAAGCUGAAACGGGAGAUAAAGAAAAGGAUUCUGGGAAGAAAGGCCCCUCCACUACUGGGGCAUCAGGUCAAGCAAAGAGCUCUUCAAGAGACAGAGAUGGAAAAGCUACAAAGGAUGAAAAAGGAGUUGUCAGCAGUAGUAGUAACAGCAGCUCUCGUAACAUAUGGGUGAGCGGCCUGUCAUCAAACACCAAAGCAGCUGAUCUGAAGAACCUGUUUGGCAAAUAUGGGAAGGUUCUAAGUGCCAAGGUGGUUACAAAUGCCCGUAGUCCUGGUUCAAAGUGUUACGGCUUGGUGACGAUGUCUUCCAGCACAGAGGUGACACGGUGCGUCUCCCACCUUGACUGUACAGAGCUCCAUGGGCAGCAGAUAUAUGUCGAAAGGGCUAAAAAUGAUCCGUUCAAAAAAGAGCCCUCAAAGAAGGAAGCAGAGGACAAAGCAAGUUCCAGCAAAUCAAGUGAUAAGCGCAGUUCCACCGGGAUAAAAUUGACAAACAAAGCACAGCCAUCUUACAAAAAAGAGGACAAGAAAUUGGAUAAACUGCCAGAAAAGGAGAGAGAUUUAUCCAAAAAACAGGAGGCCAAAAGUGGAAAAUCUGAGUCUGUUUCAUCUAACUCGGGCCAAGGUUCUGCGAAGAAAGAUGACAGAAAGCAUGGGCGGACAAAAAGCCCAGGCAAGAUGAUGAUGAUGGAUCAUCCCAAAGAUUCUAAUAUGGGCAAAAUGAGACCUUUUAGAAGGGGAAGGUAUUUUGAUAAACCGUUUGUUAACAUGAAUAUGCAAAGACGGCCCAAAUGGUUGAUUCCUCCCGAAGAGUUAGAGAUGAUGAAAGACAAACGACCUUUUGCUAACAAGGGGGAAGACAUGGACAUCCUGCCUUUUGAGAAGAUAAAGGAGCAGAGGAUGCGUGAAAGGAUGGCUCGUAUGGAGCGUGCCCGUAGAGCUGUAGAGCUGCGCAGGCGACGUGAAAUUGCAGAAAGAGAACGUCGCGAGCGUGAGCGUGUCCGUCUGUUGCGGGAGCGUGAAGAACGGGAGAACCUGCUCCGGGAGCGCCAGAGACUAGAGAUGGAAAGACAAAAGCUGGAGAGGGAGCGCUUGGAGAGGGAGAGGCUUGAGAGAGAGAGAAUCCGUAUAGAGCAGGAACGCCGUAAAGAGACAGAGCGCAUGGCACGUGAACGCGAGGAGCUACGAAGGCAGCAGGAGCAGCUCCGUUAUGAACAAGAAAAAAGAAACAACCUAAAAAGAGGCCGUGAAGUUGAACACGGUCGGAGGGACGAUUCGUAUUGGAAUGGCAAUAAGAAGAUUCAGUCUGACUCUGAUGUCCGUCUGAACCAAGGCUCCAACUACAACCGGCAGCAGAACCGCUUUUCAAACUUCAACCCCCGAGAGAGGGGUCGCUUUCCAGAGGCCGCUGUCGAGCAGCCUAACGCAUACGACAGACGAAACCGGUUUGACGGUGAGCCAGAAGUAAAGAAGAGUCGCCCUGCUCCUCACAGAGAUGGCUCUGGCUUUGACCGCUACCCCAAGAACUUUGAAACUGUUCGCAGAGCUGAGCCGCCACCUCCUCCACGCGCCGAACUCCGAGACACGGACCGCAGGGAAAGAGAUGAGAGACGGCCCGUACCCAUGCAUGAUCGUCCUAUGGGAGCCAGAGCUACAAUGCCUGGCAUGUCGCACAACCGCUCACCCAGGGAUGGAGGGCAUGGAUGGAAGAAUGAUGGCGGCAUGAAUGCCAACAAGGGAGAUAUGCGAGGACCUAUGCGAAUGCGUGCAGAUCGAUCAGGCAGAGAUGGACCAGGUCCUUCGCUUAGAGGAGGUUCCUCAGCCAGCCGUGGAAGGAGCAGCUUUAACGAUCGAGAUGGUGGAAGACCCAUGGUGAUGAGUGACCAGCCGUUUAGCUCCGGCCGCCAGGUUGUGGUGGAACGUCACAGCAGGGAGCAGGGACUGAGAAAGGAGUGGCACGGAGGAUCAAGUUCCCAGGGCGGCGGCUUCCCUGACAAUCGUAGGAUGGGAGACACACGAGGCAGCAUGAUGGCUCCGCCUUCCAGUCACUCCUCGUCCGGAAUGAACCGAAUUGUACAGAUCACCAACAACCCCAUUCCCAGCGGUGGCAACGUGGGUGGUUUCAAGCCCUUCAAAGGAACGCCGCGGCAGUUCUAACUGUCAACCAAAUUCUGCCACUUUAAAGCACCUGAAAAUUUUAAGACUUUUUUGAACUCUUUUUUUUUUUUUUUUCUUUAGAAUAUCAACUGUUUUAGGUGGCACAUUUGUAGCCAUGAGGUUGAUAACACUAUUUUAUUUUGUAUAGACAAGUGUUUACCUCAGUGUAGGGUUUUCCUGACAGUUCUGCUGUUACCAUUAAACAACCCCGUGCACAAGUUUUACUUAUAUUUAGGACGCUAUUGUACAGCUCUAGGUCUUUGUAACAAGUUUUCAAGUGAUGUUAUCACCUCCUUCAAUUGAGUGUUGUUUGUACAUUUUCAGUAGCUUAGUGUUGUCUUCAUUCUUCUGAAGGCAACGUCACACUCAGUUUUCCUGUGUUACAUGUCUUAUUUUAGUGUAUUAUAGAGCUCAUGAAGUGACAUAGGAGUAAUUUUUAUUUGAAGAGUCAUGCUUGGUGUGGAUGUUGUUUUGUAAAAGAUUUGUUGAAUUUGCUUAAAAAAUGUCAAACUGUAACAUACCCCGCAUAGUAGCAAAAUACCUCUCAUAGGCCGCGAGUGAGUAGGCCUUCAUCUCUAAAAUAAAAUUUGACAUUUAA